UCACUUCCUCAAAACACCGGAGCACCGUGAAAAGUUGAUGAACUUUUACUGCGCUGAGCUUUUAUUGUCCCACCUUUGAAACUUCACUGGAGAUAAUAUUUAACCGCGCAGCCGGACUGAAGUUUAGAGUUGUCCGUGCGCGCAGCGGAGCGGAGCGGAUCCACGGAGCCGCGGUGACCGGUGAACUGCAUCAGACAAACAGAGAAAGGAAAAACAAUGGUUUCCGUCGGGAAGCUGCUCCUCGGAGUUUUUGGAGUGGCGGUCGUCGUCAUUUUGAUCGCGGUGCCCACGGCCAUAUACCUGAAAGACGAGCAGGGGGGGAACAAGAACCACAGAGCUUUCACCCUGGAGGACGUCUUCAACAGUUCCCUGAAACCAAAGUCCUACAGCCUGAUGUGGAUCUCAGAUAAUGAGUAUCUCCGUAAGUCUGAAGGCUCCGUCUACCUCCACGACGUGCUCACAGGAAAGUCCGAGGAGUUCUUGAGCAAAUACAAGUUUAACGAGAAGAACGCGUACGACUACCAGCUGUCUGCAGACCACAAAUAUGUUGCGUUCAUGAGCAACCACUCCAAGCUGUGGAGACAUUCGUUUACAGCUUCAUAUUCACUGUAUGACCGGUUGUUAGAGACAUUUUUCACGCCCUCUGACAUUCCUGAUGAAGUCCAGUACUUCGCCUGGGCCCCCCAAGGACACAAACUGGCCUUUGUUUGGGGGAAUAAUGUGUACAUAAAGACGAGCCCCGGGUCUGCACGACAGCAGGUGACGUUCAACGGAGAGGACAACUGGCUUUUAAAUGGGAUCCCAGACUGGGUGUAUGAGGAGGAGAUGUUCUCAACCAAUCAGGGCCUGUGGUGGUCGCCUGGAGGGAAGCAUGUGGCUUACGCUGAGUUCAACGACACGGAGGUCCACAACAUAGAGUACACCUGGUACGGCGAGAAGCAGUACCCCAGCACUGUUUCCAUCGCAUAUCCAAAGCCAGGUACUCCCAACCCGGUUGUGAAACUGUUUGUUGUGAACACUGACAACGUGACAGAAAUCACCGAGGUCCUUGUUCCAGCCUCAUUCAGCACAAGUGAGCACUACUUGGCCACCGUCACUUGGGUGACAGACACCCGUAUUGCUGUCCAGUGGCUGAAGAGAGUUCAAAACCACCUCAUCCUUCAGAUCUACAGCUUGAGUGGAUCCAGGUGGGAUCCUGUCGAGAAUCUGGAGCUGACCAGUUCCACAGGCUGGAUUGGACGGUUCUCUCCGCCAGAACCAGUUUUCGCUGCAGACAAGAACAGUUACUACCUGUUGAUGAGUGACCCCAAAGGCUACAAGCACAUCCACCAUGUAGAAGGGGUAGGUGGCGUGGUCACUUUGGUAUUACAUCGGCUAGUUCAGCAGAACAUAUCCUACCUGCUUUACUCUAACACCUUGUGUUCUGCCUCUUUCACGCAGGGAAAAGCCACACAACUCACCACUGGAGACUGGGAAGUCAUUAACAUCGUGAAAGUCACUGCAGAUAGUGUAUACUAUUCAAGUAACGAGGACGGCAACAGGCCAGGAGGAAGGAAUGUUUACAGGUGGACCAAACAAGGAACCACUUGUCUGACUUGUUCAUUACAUGGAGAAAGAUGUCACUAUAACUCAGCUUACUUCAGCCACGACGCCUCCUUCUACCGCAUGAGCUGCAGCGGUCCGGGCAUUCCUUACCAUUCUCUCAUGGAUAACAGGAAUAAUACAGAGAAGGAAGCUUUGGAGGACAAUAAGGCUUUUAGCGACCUGAUAUCCGACAUCAAAAUGCCCACCAUGCGUCGUGGCAUCAUCAAAAUUGGUGGUUACAAUCUCUGGUACCAGAUGUUUCUGCCUCCAGGCUUUGAUGAGUCUAAGAAGUACCCUCUGCUGAUUGAUGUGUACGCGGGUCCCUGCAGCCAGAAAGCUGACUACGUCUACAGGGUGAGCUGGGCCACCUACCUGGCCAGCACUGAGAAAAUCAUCGUAGCCAGCUUUGAUGGCAGAGGAAGCGGUUUCCAGGGCGACAAGUUAAUGCAUGAGAUCUACAAACGUCUGGGAACCUUUGAGGUGGAAGAUCAGAUAACAGCAGCCAAACAAUUCAUCAAAAUGGGCUUCAUUGACAAAGACAGAGUUGCUAUUUGGGGCUGGUCUUAUGGUGGAUACGUAACAUCAAUGGUCUUGGGAUCUGGAAGUGGAGUUUUCAAAUGUGGGAUGGCGGUGGCUCCAGUUUCCAAAUGGAUAUAUUAUGACUCCAUCUACACCGAGCGUUACAUGAUGGAGCCUUCAGAGAACCCCGACUUCUACGCCAACUCAACAGUAACUGCCAGGGCCAAGAAUUUCCACUCAGUGCAGUAUCUUCUGGUCCAUGGAACAGCUGAUGACAAUGUGCAUUUCCAGCAGGCGGCUGAGAUCUCAGAAGCUCUGGUGGACGAGCAGGUGGACUUUGAGGCUAUGUGGUACACGGACAAGGAUCAUGGGCUCGGGGACUCGGCCUAUCAGCACGUCUACACCCACAUGACUCACUUCCUGCAGAGGUGCUUUGCCUGAAAUCCACCAACAUCCUAUUUAAAUGUCUCAUGUGAAUAAAAACAUUUUUGGGGGAUAAAGACUUUAAUUGUAAAUUCAGGUUUGAUCAUUAAUGUUCCAGAUGUCGAGGAAACAGUCUUAUGCAGUUUUUAAAAGUUCUUAUUUUGAGCAUAAACUAUGUACGUACAAAGCGGUCCAAGUCAUAACGUCAUUCUGUGUCUGGGACAUUUUGUUUUGCAUAUAUUCUGUCAGAAAAAAACUACAGAAGCCCUGACAGGCAAACAACACAAAACAAACUCAGAAUUUGGGGGUUGUUGUUUUCACAGAUUUAAAAAAAACAAAACGAAACUAAAAAACUGAACAAUUGCUUCUCAGGGCUUCUGUAAAAAGCUUGUCUGGAUAUUAAAACUGACCUGAAGAAUAAAAUAUUGCACAAGUUGAAAAGUGAAAUUGUGCUCCAUUAAAAAAGAGUUUUGUAUUGUAUUAAAGGGUGUAAGCACAGUUUUACUAAAAUCAUGGCACUGUUGACUCUUUGUAAUGAUUGUUUUUCUAAAGUAAUAAAGAAUUAAGUAAUAAAAACUCUUGUUUGAAAUAUCA
Molecule: messenger RNA, 3120 nt
Organism: Seriola aureovittata
Lineage: Eukaryota; Metazoa; Chordata; Actinopteri; Carangiformes; Carangidae
Product: dipeptidyl peptidase 4-like
Exons: 25
Coding region: 217-2544 (775 amino acids)
Biological process (GO): proteolysis
Molecular function (GO): dipeptidyl-peptidase activity; serine-type endopeptidase activity
Source: RefSeq, a predicted model, not a curated record